This is a messenger RNA of Synchiropus splendidus (mandarinfish), 4777 nucleotides long. RefSeq names its product synaptic vesicle glycoprotein 2A-like. NCBI's taxonomy places the organism in Eukaryota, Metazoa, Chordata, Actinopteri, Syngnathiformes, Callionymidae. The transcript is spliced from 13 exons. The coding region runs from base 354 to 2567 and encodes 737 amino acids. Gene Ontology annotation, biological process: transmembrane transport; chemical synaptic transmission. Gene Ontology annotation, cellular component: membrane. The record is from RefSeq and is a predicted model, not a curated record. Gene Ontology annotation, molecular function: transmembrane transporter activity.
UCGACGCGAGUUGGAGACGCAGACACCUGCGCGGCGUGGAGACACACGCGUUGACAAAUGCGUCAAAGCCCUGCAGAAAUAAAUGCAGGCGUUUAUGUGAGUGGUCGUGGGGGAGGGUACCCCUGCGCGCGCGUGGCUGGCGUGGGCUUCUCUCGUCCACAGCAUCAUCAUCACUUCGUUCACAGCAACAGCCUCCUCCUCCUCCUCUUCAUCACCACCAUCAUCAUCUUCAUCUCCGAACUGAAGAGGGAGCGCGUCGCAGCAGCUGAGAUAGGACUCUCUGAUUCCUGAUCAACUUGGUCGGAGGUGGUGUCUUUCGGGAAGCCGCAUCGCACUCCUUUAUCCUUUACAGAAUGGAGGAAAACUACCAAAAUCGGACUGCCUUCAUUAAAGGUGCGAAAGAUAUUGCCAAAGAAGUGAAGCGUCAAGCCUCAAAGAAGGUGGGACGCACUGUGGAUCGCUUGGGAGACGAGUAUAGUCGGCGCUCCUACAGCCGUUUCGAGGAGGAUGACGAUGACGACUACCCGAUGCAGGGGAGCCAAGACGGAGGCUAUUACCGCGGAGACAGCCAGGCAGCCAAUGAUGACGAAGGCGGCCACAGCGACUCCACUGAGGGACACGACGAGGACGAUGAAAUCUACGAGGGAGAGUACCAAGGAAUCCCCCGAGCUGACUCCGGCAAAGCCAGCCUGGCAGGGGGUCCCGACUCUGUCAAGGCCGGGGCUCAGCAGUUCAGAGACGUCGGGGUGUCUGAAGCUGAAAGACGGAAGGACCAGGAGGAGCUGGCUCAGCAGUACGAGACCAUUUUGCAAGAGUGUGGUCAUGGCAAGUUCCAGUGGAGCCUGUACUUCGUGCUUGGCCUUGCUCUCAUGGCAGACGGCGUGGAGAUCUUCGUGGUCGGGUUCGUGCUCCCAAGUGCUGAGAAGGACAUGUGCCUGUCUGAACCAAAUAAGAGCAUGCUCGGUCUGAUCGUAUAUUUUGGAAUGAUGGUUGGAGCAUUCCUCUGGGGGGCCCUGGCGGACCGGAUAGGUCGCCGCCAGUCUCUUCUCAUCUCGCUCUCCAUCAACAGCAUCUUCUCCUUCUUCUCCUCCUUCGUCCAGGGAUACAGCACCUUUCUCUUCUGCAGGCUCCUCUCGGGUGUCGGGAUCGGAGGCUCCAUCCCCAUCGUGUUCUCCUUCUAUUCCGAAUUUCUGUCUCAAGAGAAACGUGGCGAGCACCUCAGCUGGCUCUGCAUGUUCUGGAUGAUCGGAGGAAUAUAUGCUUCUGCAAUGGCGUGGGCCAUAAUCCCCCACUACGGCUGGAGCUUCCAGAUGGGCUCUGCGUAUCAGUUCCACAGCUGGCGAGUGUUUGUGUUGGUGUGUGCUUUCCCCUCCGUCGCCGCCAUCGCUGCCCUCAACGCCAUGCCAGAGAGCCCACGCUUCUACCUGGAGAAUGGAAAACAUGACGAGGGCUGGAUGAUUCUGAAGGAAGUUCACGACACCAACAUGAGGGCGAAGGGUUAUCCAGAGAGAGUGUUUUCUGUCACCACCAUCAAGACAGUGAAGCAGGUGGAUGAGCUGGUGGACAUAGGCACUGACACGCCGGUCUGGCAACGUUACCGACUCAAGAUCAUGAGCCUCUCACAGCAGAUUCGGAACAACAUCCUGGCCUGCUUCAGCCCCGAAUACAAGCGCACCACUUUCAUGCUCAUGGCUGUCUGGUUCUCCAUGUCUUUCAGCUACUACGGUCUCACCGUAUGGUUCCCCGACAUGAUCAAGUACAUCCAGAAGCAGGAGUAUGAGUCGAAGACAAAGGUCUUUGCCAAAGAACGAGUCGAGCAUAUCACCUUCAAUUUCACGCUGGAAAAUCAAGUGCACCGCCAAGGAUACUACUUCAACGACAAAUUUCUCAACCUAAAGAUGAAGUCCAUCGUGUUUGAGGACUCGGUGUUUGAGGAGUGCUACUUCGAGGACAUCACUUCCACACACACCGUCUUCAGAAACUGCACCUUUAUUGCAAGUUUGUUUUACAACACAGAUCUGUUCAAAUACAGGUUGGUCAACAGUAAGCUGGUGAACAGCACCUUCCUCCACAACAAGGAGGGCUGCAUGCUGGACUUCAGCGACGACUUCAAUAAUGCCUACAUGAUUUACUUUGUCAACUUCCUCGGGACCCUGGCGGUGUUGCCUGGCAACAUCGUCUCAGCGCUAUUAAUGGACAAGAUUGGCCGCCUGAGGAUGCUGGCGGGGUCCAGCGUCAUCUCCUGUGUGAGCUGCUUCUUGCUCAUCUUCGGCAACACGGAGUCAGGAAUGAUCGCCCUCUUGUGCUUGUUCGGUGGCAUCAGCAUUGCAUCAUGGAACGCGCUCGACGUCAUCACAGUGGAGCUCUACCCCUCAGACAAAAGGACCACGGCUUUCGGCUUCCUGAACGCCCUCUGCAAGCUGGCGGCCGUCCUGGGCAUCAGCAUUUUCCAGUCCUUCGUGGGCAUCACCAAAGCCGUGCCCAUUCUGUUCGCAGCAGGCGCCCUCGCCGCCGGCAGUUUCCUCGCAACAAAGCUGCCUGAAACGCGAGGCCAGGUGUUGCAGUAAAGCAACUGCUCAGCAGGAGGCAGCAGGGAUCAGCUGGAAGGUGGUUCUUGAAGUGGGAACAUCCCUGACAGCUCCAGUGCUGUCUGUCACAAGCCAAGACAACAGACUCCCCAUUGUACGCCCAGAAUCCUUUAAUAUCUGGACCGCAUCAGUCUAAGAGCAGCACAUGGACGUAGAAUUACAGUUUCAGGUUGCGAGGGAACAUGUAAAAAGUUCUUUUUUUGGCCUCACUGACUGGUGCUUGGUUGUUCAGUUCUUUCUGCUACGCUGGCGCAUUUCAUUCGUCUCUUUCAGUGAGUUUGACGCUUCCUCCUCUGCCUUCUGAAGCCAGGCCCAGUGAGAGCUAUUGACCAAAUUUUCGACAACAUUCCACCUUGGUUGGCCGAGUUUACCACCUAUCUCACACUUGUGUUUAGUUUUCUGUGUUGCCUAUUGUGUUUCACUUCCCGCCGGCUCAGAACACAGUCCAGAGACGAUGCGUUUCACAGGAUGCUUAGCUGUACAUGGGAGUAGCUUGACACCGUUUGAUGUUUCUGUUGCCUAAAGUGUGUGUAAGCGGGUGUGUGAUUGCAUGUGUGUACGUUACGUGAGGAAACGUCAAUUCCCCCACACUGAUCAUUUUUAUUUAUUGAUCCGUCCGCAGAAUGUACAAAUUGAAUAUUUGACUCAGGAGCAGUUAAGUUUACAUCUCCAAGUUUAGCAUCAAAUUGUUGAUAUCAAAUUAUCCGAGCGCCACUCGCCCUCAGCACAGGAGGUAAAUAUCACACCUUCAGUCCUGUCGAUCCUUCCACGCUACACUGGAGCUCAUUGCUCAUUUAACUGUUCUUCCCCGUUUUACUGUGCAUUUUCCCCCUGUAAAGGGAUGGUGUGCCACGAUGUGAUCACAGAUGUUUUAUCUGUUUACAGCACACUUUUGUUAUGUCAGCCUUAAGCCCACUUACGAUUACCGUAUUUGUCUACAAAUAUUUUGCCUUUUUAAUAUGACUUUGCCAACUGAUCAUUUUUAAGUUGACAAAGUUUGUUUACAUUACAAACGUAAGCACAUAUCCGAAAGAAAUGUUCAAAACAUGAGGAAAACAACUUUUUUUUUAAUGCAUUCCAGGGCAUCAAUAGGACACAUAAACUACAACCACACACUGAGCUAUGUGUCCUGACAAUCACUGUAUGUGUGUAUUGAAGCUUGGUUGUGUUUUGCUUUAAAAUAUAUAUAUUUUUUAAAGCAUGUUUUGAGUCAUUGAACAUUUUAACGAUGUUUGGUAUUGUACGUGUUUGUGUUUCAAAAUGAAAGUAUGUUUGAAUGUAGGCCAUUCAUUCAUUUUCUAUCGGUUAUUCCUCGUCGCAGCCACUAGGGGCCACUGCCGAGGGACACACUGGACAGCUCACUAGUCCAUCACGGAGAACAUUCUGACUCACGCACACAUUCCCACGUACAGGCAAUUUAGAGUCACCAAUUGACCCCUGAAUGUCCGUGAGAGGAACUCAGAGUGGGAAACACAAGCUCUUAGCAUGCACAAUAAGUGGUAGAAAAUGUAUAAAUGAACUGAAGUUUUCUUGCAUUUCAUCGCUCAAUUCAUCUGAAUUUGGCUCUCACUUUCCCCAACAAGGUUCACCCUCUGUAUUAAAAGCCAUCUGUAACUUUAAAGUAAAUAAAUAGCCAAUACGAAAGGUUACUCCUUGAGUGCCUAGAGAAGCAGCUAGAAUUUCCAUUAAAUCAGUUGAGUUUACUCACUCUGAGGUGUGUGGCUGUUUACGGACUUCCUGUUUGUCUCUUAUUUUUCUACUUCUACUUCUCAGCAGACACACAGAGGGGGAACAGGCUGAUAGAACAUAUGCAGUUUAGAUGCUUUUACCCACAGACUCGAGCGCUCUUUUGUUCAGGAGACGAAACAAAAGCGCUCUCCGAGGCUGCGGCGAGUCGACCUCACCCCCGACCCCUCUGUACUCGACCAAUCGUGACGCAUGUUUGUAUCGUAUUGUCUGACUUCUUGGACGUCCUGUAUGCCAGCUGUUUUUGUCUUAAAAAGCAAGAACUAGUGUUUUCAUUGUCGUAUGAUGACAUAGAUUUGUUGCUUGCAGUGAUUGUUCUUAAUCAAAGUGGGGUCUAAUUGGUGAAACUUGAGUAUGUGUUCGGAAAGUAAGUUUGUGGUGACUGUGCCCCUUUGUUCACCUUUGACCUGGGUCUCCCUUUUUUUUUUUUUUAAAUAUAUAAA